Messenger RNA from Saccharomyces kudriavzevii IFO 1802, 606 nucleotides. It is a transcript of the gene YRB1, whose product is annotated as Ran GTPase-binding protein YRB1. The record is from RefSeq and is a predicted model, not a curated record. Gene Ontology annotation, cellular component: nuclear pore; cytoplasm. Gene Ontology annotation, biological process: protein import into nucleus. The transcript has a single exon. Bases 1 to 606 code for a protein of 201 amino acids. Lineage: Eukaryota; Fungi; Ascomycota; Saccharomycetes; Saccharomycetales; Saccharomycetaceae. Gene Ontology annotation, molecular function: GTPase activator activity.
AUGUCCAGCGAAGGUAAUAAACCUGUUAUUGAGAAAAAGGAAGAAGCAGCUCCAAAGCCACCUUCCUCUUCUGUCUUCUCCAUGUUUGGUGGUAAGAAGGCCGAAAAGCCAGAAGACAAGAAUGACGAAGAAAAUACCAAAGAAGAAAUCAAGAAGGAAGGCGAAGAUGCUCCAGAAUCCCCGGACAUUCAUUUUGAACCGGUCGUUCACUUGGAAAAAGUAGACGUUAAGACCAUGGAAGAAGAUGAAGAAGUUAUUUACAAAGUCAGAGCCAAGCUUUUCAGAUUCGAUGCCGAUGCUAAGGAAUGGAAAGAGAGAGGUACUGGAGAUUGUAAGUUUUUGAAGAACAAGAAGACUAACAAGGUUAGAAUAUUGAUGAGAAGAGACAAAACUUUAAAGAUUUGUGCUAACCAUAUCAUUGCCCCAGAAUACACUUUGAAACCUAACGUUGGUUCCGAUAGAUCAUGGGUCUACGCCUGCACAGCUGAUAUCGCAGAAGGCGAAGCCGAGGCUUUCACUUUCGCUAUCAGAUUUGGCAGUAAAGAAAACGCUGACAAGUUCAAAGAGGAGUUUGAGAAAGCUCAAGAAAUCAACAAAAAGGCUUAG